CGAGUCGGCGCCCCCGUAGCGAAUGUGUCUGUCGUGUCCGCGUCGUCCGCGACAACAUGGAGGACGAACUCCGGUGCCCGGUCUGUAAGCAGUUGUUCAACAAUCCGGUGUUGCUGCCGUGCUACCACACUCUGUGUCUGAACUGUGCCGUACACCUGCAGCAGAGUGCGUCGUCCGCCCACCAGCCGACCUCACAGCCGCCCUCAGAGACCUCGGACACCGCCCAGAGCACCGAGGGCGCCUCGGCCGACUACCAGGAGGUCGACAAACUCUCCAUACUCAGCGAGACCGACUCCGGAGUCGUCUGCAACAGCAGGCCCAACAGCUAUGUGGGCACGCCGAACAUGCAGGGGCUACUGUUCCCGCCGCUAGCCACGAGCGCGCUGUCCCUGGCCUGCCCCGUGUGUCAGAAAGUGGUGUACUUCGACGAGAACGGCGCCCACAACCUGCCCAAGUACCGCGCCAUGCAGAACAUAGUAGACAAGUACGGUGAGCUGAAGAACCUCACACUCAAGUGUCAGCUGUGUGCAGAACAGCCCGGUCAGGACGCGACCGUACUCUGCGAGCAGUGCGAAGUCCUGUACUGCGACUCCUGCCGCGAGAACUGUCACCCUCCGCGAGGUCCUCUGGCCAAGCACACGCUGCUGGAGCCCUUGGCGGGCAAGGCCAGCCUGCGGACCCGCGGCAAGACCAAGGACCUACAGUGUGCCGAGCACGAGGACGAACCUCUCAGCAUGUACUGCAUGGUGUGCAAGGUGCCGGUGUGUGCCAUCUGUCUCCACGACACCCGCCACACCAGCCACGACGUCCAGGCCAUCAACACCAUGUGCAAGGCUCAAAAGACGGAACUAUCACAGAAUCUGCAACAGUUGUCUGAACGAGCGAGGUCCACCACAGAAUUCAUUCAGCGACUGAAGUCUAUGACAGACAAACUCAAUGAGAACUGUGUGGAGUUUGAGGAGGUUGUCAUAUCUCAGUGUGACGCUCUGAUAGAGGCCAUAGAGGCCCGCAAGCAACAAUUGCUAGAAUACAUACGACAAGACAAAGAGAUAAAGGUGCGAGUGCUGAAGGAGCAGGUGGCAACAUGCACGUGCAAGCUACAACACACCACAGGCCUGCUCCAGUUCUGCAUAGAGGCACUCAAAGAGACGGACUCAGCCGCAUUCUUGCAGGUUGGAUCAAUGCUGAUCAACCGAGUGGCAAAUGUUGACAUAACCUGGCACAAGGAUAUGACAGCUUCACCUCGAGUAUCGUCGCAGUGUGAUCUGACGCUAGAUGACAAGAGCGUUGCACGUGCCAUUGACCAGCUCAACUUCAUACAGAUGAAACCUGCUCGAGAAGGGGAGGAGCGACAGCCUGCAGCUCCCAGUGCCCCCAGUAUCAUCCCGGAGGAGUGUAGUGCCGAGAACAACUCAGUGACUGUAGCCUGGCAGCCUCCUCCCACUUCCUACGUCGAGGGCUACGUCUUGGAGCUGGACGAUGGCAGUGGUGGAGAGUUCAGGGAAGUGUACUGUGGCAAAGAGACGAUCUGUACAGUGGACGGUCUCCAUUUUAACUCCAUGUACAACGCCAGGGUGAAGGCUUUCAACAGCACAGGGGAGGGGGAAUACAGCGAACUAAUCGGACUUCAGACUGCAGAAGUGGCAUGGUUCACGUUCGAUCCGUGUCUGGGAGGGCCAGACCUGAGCUUCUCGGAAGACAACUGCAGCGUGUCGUGUGAAGGCUACGAACAUCGCGUCGCACUGGGGAGUGUGGGUUUCUCCCGAGGUGUUCACUACUGGGAGUUCACUGUUGACCGAUACGACGCAGACACAGACCCCAGCUUCGGUGUCGCCAGGAUAGAUUGCAUCAAGGAUCAAAUGCUUGGCAAGGACGACAAAGGUUGGAGUAUGUACAUAGACAAGCAGAGGUCAUGGUUUAUGCAUGCCAACAUCCAUGACCAGCGUAGUGAGGGUGGGAUACAACCGGGGUCCACAGUUGGUGUUCUGCUGGACUUGGACAGGCAUCAGCUCAGUUUCUAUGUCAACGAGGAACCUCAGGGGCCAAUAGCAUUCCAGGACCUGUACGGCGUGUUUUAUCCUGCAGUCAGUGUAAAUCGUGGUGUGUCUGUCACCCUCCACACUGCACUCGACCCGCCCUCUGAGAGUGACGAUACAUGAGGGUGCCGCAACCUCGUGACGACGCGCGCGAUCGUGCAUCACAGCGAGUAGAAUAUAUAUCUCAAUAUCAGGGCCUCUUCUAUUACAUCUCUAGAUUGUUUAAAUACUAUUUAUUCCAUAAGUAAGUAUGAUUCUAACUGGAAAUUCAUACUUUGAGUUAUAAGAAUAAUUUCUGAGCAUUAUUCUAUAUUGAUGUUUUUGUAAUAUUGUUAGUAUGUUCAAUUUUUAAUUUCCAAUUGCUAUACCAUGAAUCAAGAGAAAGGAAUUUGGAAGAAGGGUAUAUCCCUUCGACUCUAGUCAAGCCUGUAUAGGUUUUUUUUGCAACUUCAUAAGGCAUGAAUUUCAUCCUAAAAGUCAUCUAUCUCACGCAAAGCGUAAGACCAUUUUUUUUCAAACUAAUACAUAAAUAAAUAAUAAAAAAAUAAAUAAAAAACCUGUUAGUAUUGUAAAAAACAACUUUUUAAAAACAAACAUCAAUAAAAGACAACAAUGUUUAAAUACAUAAAGUAGGUUCAUUAUUAAAUUCAAUAACCUGUCAACAAAAUAAAACCAAUAGUAAAAAUAAAAUAAUAAAGUAUAGGCUACAUUUUUCUCUUCUUUUUCUCCGGCACAUGGAAAACUGUCACUGUCUGUUUAUAUUACUGUAAAAUAUUAUAUCUCCUCUAAAGAUCAUCUACCAAAAUUUGUAACAGACUUCAUAGGACAUGAGCUUUCAUCUUAAAGUUCACUUAUCUCACCAAAAGGGUAAUACCAUUUUUCAAACUAAUAAAUAAACUAAACCAGUUAGUAUUAAAAAAAUGAAAUAUUAAAAGUAUUAUGAAAUAUAUAAAGUAAAUGCCUUAUUCAUUCUAAUAGGCUGUCAAAAAAUCAAACCAAUAGUAAAACUAAAAUAUUAAAGUAUAGGUUACAUUUUUUCUCAAUUGGAUAAAAAUAAUUUUCAGCACUCUAAUAUUAUGUAUGUGCAUUAAUGAUAUCAAUAUGCUGGGUUUAUCAUGAGUGUAUUACAUGAAUUAUAUAUUGAUAUGUACUAGUCGAGGCCUUUGGUAAUAAUUAGGCUAAGCCAUUUAGGACAGCUUCACAUAUCCAAUAUCAAGUCAUCCACUAAACAUUGCUUCACUGAAACGGCCCAACUUUGGACACUCAAGUGCUCACCGUGUAGAAAUUUCUUUAUACAAUAUGAGUGUUGCAUUGUUUUACUAGCAGUUCAGAUGUUAAUCUGCAUUUUGUAGUGUAUAGUGAUUUUGUAUUUCACUCCUACAGAUUUAGACUUAUCACUCUGCAUAAAAUGUCCAGUGUUGUACUAUAGUAUGUUUAAGCUAUUUGAUAAAUAAAAUAAGAACACUACAAUGGACAAUGUUUUGCUCACAUAUUUUUGUGCCAUAGUAUGUUUGACUGUUUAAAUUAUUGUAUUGAACAGCAUAAAGCGAUUUCUCUCCCUAAUUUUAUUUUAUAUUUUCCAAAAAUUUUUAAUAAUUUGGAAAUGAUAAAAAUUGUGCAUGAAAUGUUUUUGAUUCCAUGAUCUCUUUCGCUGAAUGGUUUGAAUAUACUAAAAUAUUUUAUAAGUUAUUGUUAAUUUUAGCUGUAGGUAAAUAACUAUGCAAAAUGUGAAGAUGUAUGCCACCUUUUGAGGCCUAUAAAUAAAUGCAUUAAUGUUCAUUUUGUAAAUAAUUAGUAACGCUUGAGUAAUCAGUGUUUUCUGUAGAUAGCAAAAUGUCUGUAACCAGGCAAGAAAUGCGUCCAUGGAGUAAUAAAAUCCUGCCCCCACGUAUCCAGGGAGGUUACAUGUUCAUUGUCUAUGGAAUACACACAUCAAAAUGUCGAAUUUAAAUGUUUUCUUGUAUGAUAAUGUAAAUAUUACAUAGUAUCUGUUGAACCAUUUUUGAAGGUUUGUAUUGUACAGAUUUUGGGGCUGGUGUGUGUGCUUUUUGUAAUUUUUAUUAUAAGUCUGAAAUUAUUAUACCCACGUUGAGAUUGGUGAUUUGUAUUUUUAUAUAAUUAAAUUUAGAGUUUCAGUUAGAAAAAAUGAGAAUGUAAAGCGAGAUUGUAAAUUUAACAACCCCUUUUAACUCUAACCUAAUUAUGUAAAAUAUACAUUGAAGUCCUAUACUGCCGAUUUAGUCCUAAUUUUGUUUAGUUCCUAUUUAAAAGAAUAUUUAUUUUAAUAGAUAAAAUUAAUUAUUACUUGAAACCUGAGAUUUAAAAAAAAGGAAUUAAUUAUGUCUUUUAAUUAAUUAUUAUAUUAUAAGUAUUCUUUCGUAAUAUUUGAGGCUUCUGUUUAAACAAAUGUUGUGAAAUAAAAUAGUCAUAUUGUUGUGUUUACUGUCUAUUUUUAUCAUAACUACAUUAACAAUUCAAAUUUCUAUUUAUAAACUUAAGGACUUAAUUUUUAUUCACAUUUUCUCUUGAGUUAUUACACUGUAAAGUCUGACUUAGAGCUUAAGGAUUUUCUUUUAUAGCAUAGCAAUUUUACAUAAUCAACCAAUAAUAAUAGUAUUGUUAUAGCAUUGCAAGUAAGACUUUUAGCAUAUAGAUUUCUCUUGAAUAUAAAAAUAACUUCCAUGAUAUCGUAAUUCCUCCCAUAAACAUUGUAUUUAAUUAAAUUUAGCUGUUUCAAAUCACUUAAAUAUUUUAUUAGCCUUAAACAAAUUGUAAAUUAUCUACCACUAGAAAUUCUAAAGGAAAGAUAAAUAUUUUAGACCUUGAAAAUCAAAACAUCCAAUAUCCAUAUCUAUACACAAAUUUAAAUAAAAUUCUUUUCUGUUGUGAAAAAAUGUGCAAUCAUUAAACUUUAGAAUCUCUACUGUUCACAAGAAAAUACUUCACCCUUUAGAAACUUGUAUGGUUCAUACCAAACACAGAAAUGUACGCCUGUAAUAAUUUGAGUUCCAGCUGUAGCUUAACUAUAGCUUUAUUAGCUUUAUAGCUGUAGCUUUAUUAUAGCUUUCAAUUUUGAUGCAACGUGUUCCACAAGUUUUUCAAUCAUCUCCAAAGUUAGGAAUUACAUAUUUAUAAAAUUAAAAUCCUAAUUUUCUCUCUCUAUCUAUACUAUAUUCCUGUGAGUCGAGUUUUAUGUAAAAAAAUUAUGAUCUGUCAGUUAAGAGCCCUUUAUAAAAUCUUAAGGACACGAAACUAAGAUCCUGGAGUUGAGUUAAAGGUAGCAAAAGUUUAGAAAUGAGUUUAAAUUUUAUUAAAACAACACUUGUUCAUUUGUUUAACACCUUCGCUGUAAACUAGUCAUAAAUCAACUUUAGAACAGAACUAACAAGUUUCCUUACACAGAGAUUGAGAUACUGUGCAAACAAUCUCUUCAGAUAGAACUAAGAUGGCUGCCCAUCUUUUCUUACACAGAGAUUGAGAGACUGUGUAAAAAAUCUCUUCAGAUAGAACUAAGACGGCUGUCCAUCUUUUCUUACACAGAGAUUGAGAGACUGUGCAAAUAAUUUCUUCAGAUAGAACUAAGCCAGCGGUCCACCUUUCCUUACAAAGAGAUUGUGAAAUUAUGAACUGAGACCUGGUAACUGGUGUGUAGAUAU
Molecule: messenger RNA, 5692 nt
Organism: Homalodisca vitripennis (glassy-winged sharpshooter)
Lineage: Eukaryota; Metazoa; Arthropoda; Insecta; Hemiptera; Cicadellidae
Gene: Trim9
Product: E3 ubiquitin-protein ligase TRIM9
Exons: 10
Coding region: 57-2159 (700 amino acids)
Molecular function (GO): protein binding; zinc ion binding
Source: RefSeq, a predicted model, not a curated record